AUGUCCAGCAGCGACCUCUCUGCCAGUCUCCGUAGCCGUGGCUAUCCGCCAGUCCAACCCAACUGGGUAACACCAACAGGGGCAAAUUAUACAAAAGCCUUGCAUCAUGACACGUACGCCUAUGUCGACCCGUCGAAAUCGGACUGCGCCGGCAAGGCGGUGUUGAUCACAGGCGGAAAUAAAGGCAUAGGCAAAGGAAUAGCAACUUCUUAUGCAAAGGCGGGGGCAUCGCAUAUAGCCAUCACAAGCCGAUCCGACUGCUCGUCGGUGGCGGUGGAUAUCAAAAAUGUUGCAUUGACGGCAGGACUCGCGGAACCCAGGGUGCUCGCCCUCCAGGUCGAUGUCGUCAACAGGGCGAGCGUGAGAACUGCGGCCGAGGCUGUUGAACGUGAAUUUGGACGCCUCGAUAUCCUCAUCAGCAACGCCGGCUUUCUUGCGCACUACGAAAGGCUCCUCGAUAGCGACGAUGAUGAGUGGUGGCAGAGUUACGAGACAAACGUCCGCGGCAUGUAUUUCGUCGCCAAGGCUUUCCUACCCCUGAUGCUCAAAGGGGGCGACAAGACCAUUGUCAGCAUCGCGUCCUCCGGUUCAAUGCACUACCACAUCGGCGGCAGCAGUUACCAGGUUUCCAAGUUCGCGCUUCUAAGGCUUACAGAAUUUCUCAUGGCAGACCAUGGUGACCAAGGUUUGCUCACGUACUCAAUCCACCCUGGCGGUGUUGCUACAGAUUUGUCCAGCAGCCUGCCAGAGCAGACGCAGGCUUGGCUUCGAUGCACUACUGCUCUAGGUGGCGACACCAUAGCAUUCCUCACAAGUCGGAGACAGGAGUGGCUCGCUGGGCGAUAUCUCAGCGCAAUGUGGGACAUGGAGGAGGUAUUCGACAAGAAGGAGGAGAUAAUAGACGGAGACUUGUUGAAGAUGAAAAUGGCAUUCUAA
This is a messenger RNA of Neoarthrinium moseri, 936 nucleotides long. RefSeq lists its product as uncharacterized. The transcript has 4 exons. Gene Ontology annotation, molecular function: oxidoreductase activity, acting on the CH-OH group of donors, NAD or NADP as acceptor. The coding region runs from base 1 to 936 and encodes 311 amino acids. The record is from RefSeq and is a predicted model, not a curated record. NCBI's taxonomy places the organism in Eukaryota, Fungi, Ascomycota, Sordariomycetes, Amphisphaeriales, Apiosporaceae.